UGUGAUAAUGGUAAUCAAGUUUCCGUCUUUCCCUAUCAUCCUUUGUUGAUCGGGGCGGGGAUCAAGCUUCGAGGGCUAGUGUCCACUGGCAUUCAGUGCGGUGGGUAGAGUAGAAAAAUGGAUGAGAAAGGGAAGGGAAGCGAGAGGUGGAGCGGAGCGAUCACAAAUCUGACGGAGAUGUCUUCCAAUUUGGAUUCACUCCAAAAGCUUCUCCUCAAGAAAGCCGUCUUUGUUGACGAAGACACUUUUACCAGAGCCUCUCUUACCGCUGAACAAUCCCGGACCAUUAAGGUUCUUCAGCAAAGAGUGGAAACAUUGGAGAGAGAACUUGAUGCUGCCAUCACUGCUGCUGCUCAUGCUCGUUCUGAAAAGCGCCAGGCUGAAGCAGCACAGAAAGCAGCUGAAUUACGUGCACAAGAGAUUACAAAAGAGCUUGAGAACACGACAAAGGUGUUUGAGCUGCACAUGGAAGAGCUGCGUGCAAAGCAAGAAGAAAUAUCGAAGCGUGAUAAGGACAUCAAACUCCUGGAAGCCAUUAUUCAAACACUUGGGGGAAAAGAAUCAUGUUCUGGUUCUGUGUAAUUUUCUUCUUAUUUCAGGAUUUGGUCUAUAGAUCAUUUUUUCCUUACCAUGUAAAUUGUAUCAUAUGCGUAUAUAAAGAUCAUUACCCAAUAUGGUACAUGAUGUUUUCCUAAAUAAUGAUCAUUACCCUCAGUGAACGAUAA
Molecule: messenger RNA, 725 nt
Organism: Neltuma alba
Lineage: Eukaryota; Viridiplantae; Streptophyta; Magnoliopsida; Fabales; Fabaceae
Exons: 3
Coding region: 118-582 (154 amino acids)
Source: RefSeq, a predicted model, not a curated record